AUGAAAGCUAUUAAAACCAAUUCUGGUACGAAUGGUGUGGUAUCUAAUAUGGUGCCAUCGUUGCAACAUGUCUAUACAGUGUCUUUUUUACUUGGAAAAGUUGAAUAUGUUGCACGACAAAAUGUAUAUGAUAAAUCUAAAAAGAAAAAAUCAAGUAAAUGUCAUAUUUUAUUUCUUCAUAAAGCUUGCUUAUAUUUUCUUAAAGAUGUAUAUAAUCCGGACGUUGAAGAGAAAUGGAAUCGUUUACGACCAACUUCUAAGCGUCAAUACCAUUACUUAUCAUCAAAAAUUGAAAUUGAGCUUGAAGAACCUGAAAGCGAUGCUUCAUAUGAACACAGUAAAAGUGCUCACUAUUACAUGUUCAAUCGUGUUUACCAACAAUGGGAAGAAGCAACAGAAACAGAACAACAAGAACAUGAAGGUAUCAUCAGUUUCAAAAAUUCGGCUAAAAUUCCUCGUUUUAUUUGUAAUUUUGCUCGUUUCCGAUUAAUUAUGAAUAUUUUAUGGCACGAUGAUGUUUAUCAAUUUAUUGAAAUAUCAGAAACCGUGGAACCGCCAUAUCGUGUCUCCGAUUCUUUUAUUGAAGCUGUUAAAAAUGUUAUGGACCAAAUGUUUCCAUCAAAUUUACGUAAAGAUGAUGGCACGAAAAUCUUAGUUAUCGAAAAAGAUACAGCUCUUAUGGGUGAUUUAUUUUUUGGUCAUGUUGAUUAUGUAUCACGACAAUUGUUUGAUCUAUCAUCAAUUCAAGAGAAAUUCAAUACCUCUCCGAUACCAUGUCGUGUGUUGAAAAGAGGAACUCGUUCAAGUUAUUCGAUGGCAACACCUAAUCAAAUUAAACGAAGUAAUUUAGCACAUACAGCACUUAUUAAAUUAAACUUGAAUAUUAAUGAAUAUGAAAAGUUAUGGAAACAAUGUUUAUUACCAACACCUGAAUUAGCAGGGAAGAUUGAUAAACCAGCAAUUGAUUAUAUCAGUUCUCAGUUAGUUGAUUAUAUUUCAAUUAUUCAUCGUUUGGGCAAUGCCGAUGAUCCCGUUGCCCAGGAAAUAUUGAAACCUGGUUUACAUAGUGCCCAAAUUGGUAUUGAUUUUAAUUCCAAUACAUUUUCAUUGGCAUCAGAACACAUUCUUAAUUUCAAUACUGACGAUGAUGUUAUGAAGCAAUUAAAAAAAAUUUGUAUUCGACCAACUAAUGGAAAAAAUGAUUUAUUGAUAUGUACUAAGUCUUCAAUGGUCGACAAUCAUCAUUACAUUAACACGACUGAUACACUUAUAAUGGAUCUAUCUCAACCUGAUGUAAUGGAUAUAUCUUUAUUACAUGUUGAUGUUGUUGAACAACUUCAAACGAAGCUACCCCCGUCGUCAAUUUCCAAGAAUAUGUCUUCAAAUGAAACUUACGAAAUAAGUAUACUUAAAAGUCAUGGUUUAUUCAACGAAAAAGCUUUUAGUUCUAUUGAAUAUGAUUAUCCAAUAAGUGAUUCUUUGAAUAUCAAUAAUUCUGAUGAAAGCUUCCAUAAUCAGCAACAUCCAUAUCAGAAACUAUCCUGUAAAUUAUCUUCGUCAAUAAUCGUUGGAAAUAAUGAUGAUAAUGGAUAUAAAACUACUUCAACUAGUGCUAUGGACGUCGAUUCUAAUUCUCAAGUAUCAUCGGAUAAUGAAACAAUGCCAUCUGCGUAUACAACAACAUCAGAUGAUUCAAACAAAACUUCUAAUGAAACGAAUAUUCAGCCAUCUAAAACAUUUGAUAUUAUUACAUUAUCAAAGCGGCUUAUGCUCAAACCAUUUAUUGCAUUUACAAAAACAGAUGCUACUCGUAUAUAUAAUAAUGCUGAAACAAAGAAUAUUGUAAUUGGAUAUUUACAACAACAUGGUCUCAUCAAGCAAAUCGAUGAUUUAUUUUUAUCAAGCAUUCCAAGGAGAAAAAUAACUAAAUAUGAAAUUGGAUAUGUGAAAUUGUUUCCUAAUUCUCAAUCUGCAUCUAAUACAGCAUCGUUUGAAGUGAAACUUCGAGAAAAAGUUGGUAUUACAUUUGAUGACUAUGUGGGAAAAGUUCUUAAUGGUGAAAAUGCAUCUACACCAGCUUCUAUUAUUAAUAAUAUGUUUAACACAGUACAUAACAAGUGGUUAUUGAAUCGUGAGUGGUAUGACAAAAUCAAAGCAGGCUAUUUUAGUGAAUAUUAUCAAAACAAGAUCAUUUGUCCUGAUACUAACAUGAGUUUGCCUAUGGUUAAUGUAGCUUCAGUAUCAUCUGAUGAUGUUCGAGAUUUACUCGAUCGGCCACGAUCCACAAUGACUGCUUCACAGCGAACAAACAAAGAAUUAAGACGACUAGGUGCUAAACGACAACAAGCACCUGGUGAUGAACCGUCACCAAAACGGAAACGAAAACCAAAAAGAUUUGCCGAUGACAAUUAA
Molecule: messenger RNA, 2412 nt
Organism: Adineta steineri
Lineage: Eukaryota; Metazoa; Rotifera; Eurotatoria; Adinetida; Adinetidae
Source: the annotation of a GenBank genome assembly